Fusarium musae is the source of this 402-nucleotide messenger RNA. RefSeq lists its product as uncharacterized. The transcript has 2 exons. The record is from RefSeq and is a predicted model, not a curated record. Lineage: Eukaryota; Fungi; Ascomycota; Sordariomycetes; Hypocreales; Nectriaceae. The coding region runs from base 1 to 402 and encodes 133 amino acids.
AUGGGCUGUCUCCAUCUUACAGCGCCUGACUACUCUAUCGCUGAUGGCAAGAGCUUUCCAAUCGACGCUAAGCAAUUCCACUAUCUCGUUAAACACGGUUUUGUCGAGUUCCCGGAUAUAGAUAAGCUAGAGAUCAAGGAGCGCAAUUCGGUGGAUACGCUCUCACGGAUUAUUACGGUGUUUCAAGCCGCGUGGUUCACUAUCAAGGAACUUGCGCGUAUCCACAAAGGAUAUCCGAUCUCAACCUUAGAGUUAACGACACUGUCAUUCUGCUUUAUUACAUUCGUGAUAUCAGCUCUCUGGUAUCAUAAACCUUCUAUCUCUAAGCCUCAAUUCAUUACCACAAAAGACGACAUCACGAUCGAAGAAAUUCGUGAGUAUGCCAGAGGCAACGUAGGUUGA